This is a messenger RNA of Plenodomus lingam JN3, 714 nucleotides long. RefSeq lists its product as uncharacterized. Lineage: Eukaryota; Fungi; Ascomycota; Dothideomycetes; Pleosporales; Leptosphaeriaceae. The record is from RefSeq and is a predicted model, not a curated record.
AUGUUUGUUGCUAACAUUCCUUCCGUGGAUUGCACGACGGCUGAGGGCCAAGACUUCGUCUAUCCUAAUCCUGGCCGGAGUGUUGCAAAUGGAGAAAAGGCAACGCCAGGCAACAAAAUGAGUGGCUCAGCAUGUGCAACCUCGAGCAAGCCUGGUGCUGGCGAGGGAACUCCCACGCAACCAGAGGCUCCGGCCCAGUCCUCAGCUGCCAGUGAACAACCCGGUGCUCAGCCGCCUGCCUACUCCCCUACCCCCAUUGAGUCUGCCGGUCCCAUCUACUCAGCUGCUCCCAUUGAGUCUGCAGCCCCUGUCUACUCUGCAGCCCCCAUCAAUCCUGCCGUCCCCGUCAAGUCUCCCUCUCCCAUCGGGCCAGAAGACUCAUCCAAGUCCGACGGCGUCUCUGGCCCAGGAGCACCCUCAUCUCCUGCUGCGCCGCCCAGCAGCCCUCCCACCUAUGGCAAUGUCCCCACAAACAGUACUCCCUCUAGCGAUGGUGAAUGCACUCCUUGCAGUAAUGAUGGGGCUGUCGUCUGCAUUGGCAACAGCCAGUUUGGCAUUUGCAACCGUGGCUGUGCCGUCGCCCAGGACCUCGCUGCUGGCAUGUCUUGCUCCGAUGGUGUCGUGGUCUCUUCGACCAAGCGCUCCGUUCGCUUCCCUCGCGCCCACCUCCACCGUCACCUUCACCGUCGACACGGCAUGUCAAGCCUGCUAUAA